Saccostrea echinata is the source of this 5396-nucleotide messenger RNA. RefSeq lists its product as uncharacterized. The transcript has 19 exons. Gene Ontology annotation, molecular function: ATP binding; transmembrane receptor protein tyrosine kinase activity. Gene Ontology annotation, biological process: positive regulation of kinase activity; cell surface receptor protein tyrosine kinase signaling pathway; multicellular organism development. NCBI's taxonomy places the organism in Eukaryota, Metazoa, Mollusca, Bivalvia, Ostreida, Ostreidae. The record is from RefSeq and is a predicted model, not a curated record. The coding region runs from base 358 to 4392 and encodes 1344 amino acids. Gene Ontology annotation, cellular component: signaling receptor complex.
GUUAUAGACCAGCUCAUGUCAAAUAAGGUCAGAUAGGAAGAUUUUACAUUUAUGGCAGUGUUUGGAAGAUUUUUAUGUGAAAAUUGAAGUAAGAAGAUGGAUUGAAGAUUGCAGUUUUUUGGCUGAGUAGAGAAUAUGAGGGGACUUUUAAAUCCCUGUUGAUAUCUCCGACCUUUAUCUCUGAUGGAAUUUAUACCUGUACAGUAGUGCCUUUUUCACAACACUGAGGUAUUUUUCCUUUGAAGCAUUUGUCAUCAAGAACCCUCAGCCAAUGUGUGUGAAUGUUUUUCCAAAGACCCCCCUUCUAAGGGGAGGGAGAUUUAUAGCAGAAUGAGGGGGCCUGGAUGACCUGAUCUGAUGGCUUACCUGCCUGUUUGUUUCUGUGUGGUUUUGUGUGCCUCUCUACUCCCAGCUUCAGGACAAACAAAAUGUCUCAAUGUUACAGAAGUGGCAGAGAAGCGACAAUUUUACUACAAUGCCCGGAGUCUGACUAUUAUGCUGGAGAGCAGUGGUCGGGUUUCCCAUGACAUCGUUAACAACGUACUGAAGAUUCUCCUCCAGGAGGUGGUGGGAUACAGUAGGGUAGAGGUUCAACAGGAACACAGCCACACCUAUAACUCUACCGUGGUCCUCAACCGACUACAAGGGUGUACAGACUGCUCUAGUAGUGGGAAUCAGAUGGUACCUAAAUCUAUGAUUAAUAUUGAGGUACCUGUCACCUCAGAGCUGAACACAGGAAAAUGGACCUCCUCUAGACAUGUAGUUGAUCUGGGUCAACUGGGACCAUUUGCUAGGCUUGGAAUAUUCCUCCCUUGGUACACUGUGGAUGACUUAUGGAAGCAGAAGGUCAUAGGUGACCACUGGAGGUCACUGUUCAUACCAGAGGUCAUAGAAAAAUUUUCCUACAAGUCAAAGUUUUCAUCUUUGAUCAACCUAACAAUUUCUAGUGACAACAGUGAUAAUCCCAAACAUUUCUGUGAAUCUGGCUGUCAUGGUGGAUUAUACUAUGGACCAGCAUGUGACAACCAACAUGAAAACUGCUCUGUAUUGUUUUCAACAUAUCCAGAAUAUGAUGCAGACAUUCUGAAGUCCUUGAUUGUGAAACUGGACCUCCCCCUUAUUGUUGCCUGGAUUGGAGACAACUUUCUCCCAUUUAUCUCCGAUCGACUACAAAAGAAACUGCCAGUUCUGUUCUUUGACUUUGAGCCCAAUCCAUUGACAGCAUCCUACAACCUAACCAGUAUUCGUCUUCCCUCAUGUGUUCCCAAAGACAAUCAGCUUACGGCUGGAUGUGAAUUUAGGUGGAGAAACCUUGAAAAGUUUGUUUGGAAGAAAAUUAAAGUGAACAUACCUGAGGCAGCUUAUGUGAUCUCAAAGUUAGAAUUUCCUCCACACCAAUACCAGUACCUCCUUAAAGCUUAUUCAAAAAAGUUAUCUACAGAAAAGGUGGCUUGUGAUUGGCUGAAAGACAAUGAGGUGACUUGGAGGUCAUGGAUACCUCCUGACCUUUCCCACAAACCCCGAAUUUUUCUUCUAGGAAUGUUUCCACUUACUGGUGGGCAGUGGCAACAACCUGGAUUAAAAGCAGCUGCAGAGUUGGCUAUCAGUAGAGUUAAUCAGGACAGUACAGUGCUUCCUAAGUAUGAUCUCCAGAUCCAUUACAUCAACAGUCAGUGUAAAGCAGACGUAGCCAUGAAAGAGUUCAUCAAAUACGUUCAGAAUGACAAUAUUGGUCCUAUUGCAGGAGUAUUAGGCCCUGCCUGCUCAGAUGAAGCGGAACCUAUUGCCUCCCUUUCCAAACAUUUUCAUAUGUUGACAGUUAGUUAUGGAGCUGAAUCCCCAUCUUUAUCUGACAGAGUUACCUACCCCUACUUUUAUAGAACAAUUCCAAAUGCAGGACAACACAAGUACAUCUACCAGCAGAUGUUUGCCCAGAUGGACUGGGAACAGAUCGGAGCCUUGGCAGAAAGGACUCAACACUUCCCAGAGUAUCAUGUUACACUACAAGACUACUUCAAACUUCAUGGAAUCAACAUGAUUGUCAAACAAAAUGUCAAAGUUGUCAACUCUAAAACUGACUUCUCCCAGGUAUUUGCGGACUUAAGAUCUGCAGAUGUAAGGAUAAUUAUCGCUGAUUUCUUUCCCAGUACAGCCAGACUGAUCAUGUGCGAAGCUUACAAACAGAGAAUGACUGCCCGUGAGGGAUAUGUUUGGUUCCUCCCAGGCUGGUAUGAACAUGACUGGUGGGACGUAGAUUACCACAAUAAGAGGGUCUAUCCCCAGGACGUGGUGCCCUGUGACACAGGAAUGAUGAGAUAUGCUGUGGACGGACAUUUCAUGCUGUCUAAGACUUUCUCUGGGUCCAUUAAAUCUCUGGUGAUUGGUAAUCUGACAGUGGGGCAAUACAAACAGCUGUACACCAGACAGAUUAGUGAUGAGGGCGUAACAUCAAGUUCAUUUGCCAGUUUUGUAUAUGAUGCAGUAUGGGUGUAUGCCUCAGCAUUGCAUUCCUUAUUAGAAUCAGAUCCCAGUGCUGUCAAACAUUUACACUCAGAGAAGAACACAAGGCUUUUGGUUGACAGUAUUGGGAAGACUAACUUCAGGGGGGCAUCAGGAGAUGUCCACUUUGAGGGAAGUGACCGCCAGAGCAAUAUCAAUGUCAUGCAGUUCUUCCACAAUGGCACCUGUGUGAUAGGCUCUUAUGAACCAGGUCACUCUUCCAAAGGGGGACAACUCCUCUUGGACAUGUCCAAAAUCAAGUGGCUGACUCCGGGGGGAGAGCCCCCAACUGAUGGGAGGAAAGUGAUUAAACACUGUGUGAUAGAGAACUUCCGACAGCUUGUUGGAGUUACUUGUGAGAUGGCCAUUGUUAUAGCCAAUGUCAUUGGGUUUGCUUUUCUCAUCAUCCUGGUUUUGGUUGUCAUAGCCUUCAUAAAGUACAGGUAUGAUGUAAAGAUGCGCAGCACACAUGACCGUAUGAAGGAGCUCGGGCUACUGCCCAAUGAUUUUGCCAAAUGUUUUACUUUGGAUGAGUGGGAGAUGCCUCGAGACAAAGUGGUGCUGAACAGGAAGCUGGGAGAGGGGGCUUUUGGCACAGUAUUUGGUGGGGAGGCAUACCAGGAUAAUGAACUGUGGGUAGCUGUGGCAGUCAAAACUCUCAAAGUUGGAUCACGAGUUGAAGAAAAGAUUGACUUUUUGAGUGAAGCUGAGAUAAUGAAGAGAUUCCAUCAUCCUAACAUUGUACAACUACUAGGAGUGUGCACUAGAGGGGAGCCAUUCUAUGCAAUCAUGGAAUUUCACCUGUAUGGUGACCUGAAGACAUAUUUAUUAUCCCGUCGUAACCUGGUGGGUCUGGAGUGUAAGGAAGCUGACGAGAUCCGCCCCGAGAGGCUCACCAUGAUGGCCCUGGAUAUUGCAUGUGGUCUCCGAUAUAUCCAUGACCUAAAAUAUGUUCACAGAGAUCUGGCCUGUAGGAAUUGUUUGGUUCACUCCAGUGGCCGAGUGAAGAUUGGUGACUUUGGCAUGACUCGCCCAAUCAUUGAGUCAGAUUAUUACAGAUUUACGAAGAAAGGCAUGCUGCCGGUGAGAUGGAUGUCUCCAGAGAGUCUGUCGGACGGCCUCUUUACAGCCAAGUCUGACAUGUGGAGUUACGGAGUUCUCCUGUUUGAAAUUGUGACAUUUGGUAGUUUUCCUUAUCAGGGUUUGUCUAACAGCCAAGUAGUCGAGUAUGUCAAAGCAGGAUCUCGGCUGAUGCUUCCACGGCAGUGUCCUGAUGAACUGUGUACAUUUAUUUACAGCUGUUUGGCCUAUGAACCCUGUGAUAGGCCGGACACUGGUGACAUUAUUGACCAGUUGCUGAAGCAGCCAGACUUUCUCAUACCUUGUUUAGAUGCUCCUGCAACAAGUGUGGAGGACACAGAAGAUGCCGAACUUCUGACAUCGUCGCAGCACAAUACGAUAACAAAAGCCAAUUCAUUCAACCUCACAACAUUGUUAAAUAGAUUGUCUACAGCUUCUAAUGAUGGCAAAAGACUCAGUGGGGCAAGUCAGGGAGGAAAAGUUCCAAGCAAAUAUACCAUUAAGACAUUUGUUCCUGCAAUUCUGGGUCGUCCCAGGAGUAACAGCAUUAGUUCUCCUCAUCCUAGUCACAAAAAUCAUGAAUAUUUUGAAAUCCAUGACGAAAGUCCCUCCAAUACAUUGGAUAAAUCUCAUCGUCAUUCUAUGGAAAUCCAAAGGGAACAUAUACAUCUGGAUCCAAGCAUUUCACUGCUGGACACAUAUCCCCCUGCUGGGGAGAGAACAGACACCACUAGUGAUUACUUUAGUGACAAUUCCAAAGAGAUUGUUCAAAACUUGACGUUUGAGUUUUGUCAGACAAUUACAUCACUAUGAUUUUUCUUUCAUACUUUUGUUUCAAAUUAAGAGGUCAAUCAAAUAUCAGGUUGUGAAUUUUUUUCUAAUGUACAGCUUUAUUCCAUGUUGUGGCAUUCCAUGUUUCAAUUUUGACAUAAGCAUAUAGACAUUUGCAUCAUUAAUUUAUUAACAAGCCUGUAACUUGUAAAUGAAACAGAACAUAUGGUGCUUAAAACCCUCCCUCAUUGAGGACAGGAUAUGUCUCUAGGAUCUGUGAUAAUUCAAAUCCCCCAUGGCAGUAGAAUUCACUGCCAGUCUGACAUUGUCAUCUGGAUACCGUGAACUUGUUUAUGACAGCAAUGAUGUGUAUUGUACACUGUUGACAAAUUGAAGUUGAUAGUAGAUAUACAGUGAAUGUGCAACUAUAUGUAUAAUAUAUAUAAGCACUACAUUGAAGUAUGUUUUAAAGUAAAAAUGAAAACUUAUCUAAAUCAGUAUCCCCUUAGUGUUCUUUCAUAUAUGUCAAGUCGAGCCCCCUUCCCUGUCAAAAUCAAUGCAAUUGAACACCCCACUACAGCAAUUUUUAGGGACCUUCAAGUUUUGGCAUUUAUAGCAAUGGACUGGACAGCACUGAAAAUAAAUGACAAGAAUUCAAUCACAAAAUAUAAAUUAUCCUAAAAUCACUUAAAUUUAGUCACUUUUAUAAAUAGGAUAGAAUUCCUAAAUUGUCAGUCGCGAGAACAUAGUUUGUAGAUUGCUAUCUGUGGGGAAUAAUGUCAUUUUAUACGCAUUUCAGCAAUGUAUGUAAUUUUUCUACAUUAACAGUAUAUAUUUUUUGUACAGAAUCUCAUGGUAUUGCAUUCUUGUCAUUUUUAGACCCCCAACCCCACCCCCCUCCUUCAUGAUUGACAUAAAAUGUGAAUCUAAUACAGAGCAGCUUUAAGUAAGCAUAUUAAAAAACAGUUUCAAAUCAUUUCAGAAAUAUUGUAGAAGUAACCAUAUUUUUUUAUGUUUAAAAAGCAUUAAAUGAUGUAAGAUAUUUA